This is a messenger RNA of Xenia sp. Carnegie-2017, 1896 nucleotides long. RefSeq lists its product as uncharacterized. The transcript is spliced from 12 exons. Bases 387 to 1394 code for a protein of 335 amino acids. The record is from RefSeq and is a predicted model, not a curated record. Gene Ontology annotation, cellular component: membrane. NCBI's taxonomy places the organism in Eukaryota, Metazoa, Cnidaria, Anthozoa, Malacalcyonacea, Xeniidae.
GCUUAAUUUUAAAAUCAAAGUACUUUCAGAAAAACGCUAUUGGUUUUGAAUUUGUAAAGAUCAUAAUUUUACCAAUUAACUUGUCUCUUAAUUGCUUAGAAAUUUAAAUAUAUUCCAAAUUGCGCUGCGGUAAUUAAUUUUGAGGCACCUCAGAUCCUCCAAGGGUUUACUACAUACAAUUUGGGACAUCUUUUCGUAGGUUGCCACCGGCGGGCAGUGACGCAUUUGACUUUAUCACUCAAUCGUUUUAGCUGUUUGAAAAGUACUUGACUCCUUUGAGAAAAAAAGUUCACAUCACGUUGGGUAAAGAUAGUCAUCUUGGCCGUUAUGAAACAGGAAGGUGGUGGGGAACUUUGAUUGUUGCUCUCGUCGUUCUGUUCACGUCAAUGGCAACGAUGACAAGUGUCGCAGUAAAGCAAACGCAAAAUUUGUUUCGUCGACGACCUAUUGUGGAAAAAUUGACAAAAUGGUAUUCGUCGUUGUCUCGGAAACUUUUUUUAAGUUCAGUGAUCGCACAACUGCUUAUCAUCGUCAUUCUCAACGCAUGCGCAGGAAUAACAUUCCUCCUGGCAUCCAACAUGUCUCUUGUGUGUGACGUCACCUCUCAUCAUGAAAAUAUUGACAGGAUCUUCGAUAUUUCAAGUGUGUUACCAAAGUCUACAAUGCUUCCCAGGACAAAAUCAAUACAAUUAUUCAAGAAACUUAGCGAAUGUCCCGAGAACGGCACUCUCUGGACGAUGUUGGAUCUGGAUGAUAAAGUGGACAUCAAUUCUGGUAUUAGUCAAUUACGUAAACUUCCACAUUUUGCUGAGCGUCUGUUUCUCGUCGGUGACACAUUCCAUGAUUUCCAAGCCGAUAAAAAAUAUGCAAGACUUUUUUUGAAAUGGAAACGGUUCAUGUUGGAAAGCCUCGAGAUUGAUUCUAUGGUGAAUGAGACUAUAGAAUCGUUCAAAACGUACCGAAAGAAGGCUGUUAAAAAUGGGAAUGCAAUCCGGAACGUUCAUAUUGAAAUUUUUCCCAUAUUGUUGAAGCGACUUCGGCAAGAUUUCAAGAGAUUCCAAGAAUCCAGAGCUCAAAUUUCCAAAAGCAUUAAAGAAAUAAAAGACACUUAUUUUGAUAUUACUUCAAAUACUUCAAAAAAGGUCGGUCUUCAGGCUUCCAACGGUCUCGCCGUCCAAACUAUCGAAUCACUGAAGUCGUUUAUCAACGAGGGUGUUUUCAAGAUCAGAAGUCACGUGGGAAAAUGUUUGCCAAUGAAAAAAGCCUAUUACAACAUCACGUGUCUGUUAUGCCAUGACAUCUUCCGAUCUUGGAAUCGCUAUUUUCUGUUGUUUUUUGCCUGCGCCUUCCUUACGACAAUCUCCAUCAUCGUUUCCAUGGUUACUGUGAUCUGAAUAAUCGUGUUUUAUCGCUGGAAAGUUCGCGUAGACUGGUAACGAAUUAGGACUGAGCUCUGAAAUUCGGUAUGUAAAGCCAGUUUGACCUGGACGUAAUUAUUGACUUAUCUCUUUUCCGGAUUCCGAUUAUUUUUAAGAAUGAUCUCGUGUCCACGGAAGCGAUAAGCUCAAAUGGUUAUAUGUCUUUAUCACACACUGUUUGUAUUUGAUUGCGCUUCACUCCCUCGCUUUGAAAUUUCCAUUCACAAAUGACCAAUUAUUCGUGGAACGGGUCUAUGGCACAUGCGCAAUGGCACCUACUCCCACAGUUAUUCGCAGUUGCACCUGCGCGGGCUAACGAGAAAAUAACACACGCGCUUUGCUGAGCAGCUGCCUUCGGUUCGGUACUUUUUUGAUGGUUUUAAAUAAAUACAGUUAGAUUUACAAAGAAGUAGGAUCGAGACAAGUGUUGUUUUGUGUAAUAGUGUGUUGUGUGAAACAUGUUGACGGUUUUUUUUUU